Messenger RNA from Suricata suricatta (meerkat), 1509 nucleotides. RefSeq names its product pleckstrin 2 (gene PLEK2). The transcript is spliced from 9 exons. Gene Ontology annotation, biological process: actin cytoskeleton organization; intracellular signal transduction. Lineage: Eukaryota; Metazoa; Chordata; Mammalia; Carnivora; Herpestidae. The coding region runs from base 108 to 1169 and encodes 353 amino acids. Gene Ontology annotation, cellular component: plasma membrane. The record is from RefSeq and is a predicted model, not a curated record.
GUCGGAGGCGCCUCCUGCGCGCAGCGGGCGCGCGGAGGAGCGGGCGGCGCGGGGACAGCGCACCUGGAGCGCCCGGAGGCCCGGCUGGCGCGCGCGCGCGCAGCGACAUGGAGGACGGCGUGCUCAAGGAAGGCUUCCUCGUCAAGAGGGGUCACAUCGUCCACAACUGGAAGGCGCGAUGGUUCAUCCUCCGGCAGAACACGCUGCUGUACUACAAGCUCCAGGGGGGACAGAAGGUGACCCCUCCCAAGGGCCGGAUCCUUCUGGAUGGCUGCACCAUCACCUGCCCCUGCCUGGAGUAUGAGAACCGACCCCUCCUCAUUAAGCUGAAGACCCAAACAUCGACCGAGUACUUCCUGGAGGCUUGUUCUCGAGAGGAGAGGGACGCCUGGGCCUUUGAAAUAACGGGGGCCAUUCAUGCUGGGCAGCCGGGGAAAGUCCAGCAACUCCACAUCCAGAAAAACUCCUUCAAGCUGCCCCCUCACAUCAGUCUGCAUCGCAUUGUAGACAAGAUGCACGACAGCAGCAGCGGAAUCCGGCCAAGCCCCAACAUGGAACAGGGAAGCACCUACAAAAAGACGUUCAUAGGCUCCUCCCUGGUGGACUGGCUCAUCUCCAACAACUUUUCUGCUAACCGUCUGGAGGCCGUGACCCUGGCCUCCAUGCUCAUGGAAGAGAAUUUCCUUAGGCCGGUAGGUGUCCGAAGCCUGGGAGCCAUUCGCUCUGGAGACCUGGCCGAGCAGUUCCUGGAUGACUCCACGGCCCUGUACACUUUCGCUGAGAGCUACAAGAAGAAGAUAAGCUCCAGGGAAGAAAUUAGUCUCAGCACCAUGGAGCUGAGUGGCACAGUGGUGAAACAAGGCUAUCUGGCCAAGCAGGGACACAAAAGGAAAAACUGGAAGGUGCGGCGCUUUGUUCUGAGGAAGGAGCCGGCUUUUCUGCAUUACUAUGACCCUUCCAAAGAAGAGAACCGGCCAGUGGGUGGGUUUUCUCUUCGUGGCUCCCUCGUGUCUGCUCUGGAGGAUAACGGCGUUCCCACUGGGGUUAAAGGGAAUGUCCAGGGGAAUCUCUUCAAAGUGAUUACCAAGGAUGACGUACACUAUUAUAUCCAGGCCAGCAGCAAGGCUGAGCGAGCUGAGUGGAUUGAAGCUAUCAAAAAGCUAACGUGACAAGGGAGCGUGUUCCUGAAGAACAGGACCAGGAGUCCUCCCUCCUACCAGAUGGUACAGACAAGAUUUCCUGGAGAAUGGGUCUGUUCAGACUCCUAGCUGUAUAUUUUGUACUGCUUUGCAGUGACACUGGUGAUCCUUAGAUCACAAUCAGCAGUGGUGCUAUUUCCUUCCUUCCCUUCCUGUUAACAGCGUGGAAAUGCUGUUAACCGUUAUGCGUCAGCCUCUUGACUUUCACCCAUUUUCACAGCCAGCCAUUCCUCGGGCACCAAGGUAGGAUUCCCUGUUGUAACACUAACUAGCCACGUUGUAAUACUAAAUAAAACUCUAGUGUCAUGUU